Messenger RNA from Fomitopsis serialis, 889 nucleotides. RefSeq lists its product as uncharacterized. The transcript has a single exon. The record is from RefSeq and is a predicted model, not a curated record. NCBI's taxonomy places the organism in Eukaryota, Fungi, Basidiomycota, Agaricomycetes, Polyporales, Fomitopsidaceae. Bases 88 to 816 code for a protein of 242 amino acids.
UGCUCUCUCUCUGUGUCUGAUGCGAGGGUGUGGGUGUGCGAAAGCGCGGAGUGUCCGUGUCCGUGUACCAUAUGUGCGUGCGAGUGCAUGAGAGUUCGAGUGCGUAUGUUAGUUUUGCGGGGCUCACCGCGCGCCGGGCCCGAGCAGCCGCAGCGCGCGGUCGUCCGCGGGGCAGCGUCUGUACGGAUGGCUCCUGAGCGAGCUGAGCGGUGCGAGGUCGACCCGCGCAGGACCGAGCGCGGCGCGCUGGCUGAGGAUGUCCUCCAGGCUCGGCGCGGGCAUGUACGGGAGGCCCGCGUCGGUGAGGGGGAACCCGUCCGCGCCGAAGACGGGCGAAGACUGGCGCGAGUAGCUGGAGGACGGCGACGGGCUGGCGGCGAGGCCCACGGAGCGCGACUGCAAGGGCGAGCCCCAGGAGGACGAGCUCGAGCCGUCCGAGAGCGAGGGGGACAUCGACUGGUGGCUGCGGCGGCUGAGCGCGGGGGACGGAGGGCUGGCGGAGUAGACGUAGUUCUCGGAGUGCGCAUAAGCGUGCGAGUGCGAGUGGCUGGGGGAGAGGAAGGCCAUGCCGGGCGGGAUGGGCGCGGGGGUGUACUCGUCGAUGGCUUCGGGGAGGGCUGGUCCGGAGGGGUCGUCGUCGGGGUUCGGGAUCAUCGUGAGCGUGUCGCUGGGCGGGAACGUCGUUGGCGCGCCCCCGGGUGCGGGGAGCGUGGGGAAGGGUACGGCAGGCAGCUAGGGCGUCGGCGGCGGAUAAGGGUAGUUGAAGGGUUCAUAGGCGUAGCCACUCACCGGAGGCUGCAGCUCGGCGGGGAUUGAGUACUGCGGCGCUCGGUCGGAGGAGGGUGCGGGCGGGAGUGCGGAGACGGGGCCUGGCCAGCCGACGGGCUGC